This is a messenger RNA of Eptesicus fuscus (big brown bat), 5416 nucleotides long. RefSeq names its product LIM domain 7 (gene LMO7). Gene Ontology annotation, biological process: regulation of cell adhesion; regulation of signaling. Bases 544 to 4767 code for a protein of 1407 amino acids. Gene Ontology annotation, molecular function: protein binding. Lineage: Eukaryota; Metazoa; Chordata; Mammalia; Chiroptera; Vespertilionidae. The transcript is spliced from 28 exons. The record is from RefSeq and is a predicted model, not a curated record.
GUAUGGUUUCCCUGUCCGUCAAGAGCCGGCUCAGCAACCAAACCCAGAUUCCAGGAUAAUAUAAACGUUUUUUUGAAAGCUUGUGAACAGAUUGGAUUGAAAGAAGCCCAGCUUUUCCAUCCUGGGGAUCUACAGGACUUAUCAAAUCGAGUCACUGUCAAGCAAGAAGAGACCGAUAGGAGAGUGAAAAAUGUUUUGAUAACAUUGUACUGGCUGGGAAGAAAAGCACAAAGUAACCCCUACUAUAAUGGUCCAUAUCUUAAUUUGAAAGCAUUUGAGAAUCUUUUGGGACAAGCUCUGACCAAGGCACUUGAAGACUCCAGCUGCCUGAAACGAAGUGGCAGGGACAGUGGGUACGGAGAUAUCUGGUGUGCUGAGCGGGGAGAGUUCCCUGUGCCCCCAGGCAGCCACAGGAGAGAAGAUUCGUUUGACAGCUUGGACUCUCUGGGCUCUAGGUCCUUCACAAGCUGCUCCUCUGAUAUCACGCUGAGGGGUGGGCGUGAAGGUUGCGAAAGCGACACAGAUUCUGAAUUUACAUUCAAAAUGCAGGAUUAUAAUAAAGAUGAUAUGUCCUAUCGAAGGAUUUCGGCCAUUGAACCAAAAUCUGCUUUGCCAUUCAAUCGUUUCUUACCCAACAAAAGUAGACAGCCGUCCUACGUGCCGGCGCCCUUGAGGAAGAAGAAGCCGGACAGAAAUGAGGAUAACAGAAGAAGCUGGGCAAGCCCGGUCGGCACAGAAGCCGAUGGGACAUUUCCAAGUAACGAGAGGAGAACUUGGGGCACAAAUGUGGAGACCUGGACGGCAGUACAAGAAACUUCAAACUCCUUUUGUUACUUGGAGGAGGAGGAAGAAAGGACAAGCAUCCCCGACACUGUAAAGGAUGACCUUUAUGUGCGAAAGCUAAGCCCCAUCAUGCCAAACCCAGGGAACACUUUUGAUCAGUUUCUUCCCAAAUGUUGGAUCCCAGAAGAUGUGAACUGGAAAAGAAUAAAAAGGGAAACUUAUAAACCAUGGUAUAAAGAAUUUCAGGGAUUCAGUCCGUUUUUAUUACUUCAGGCCCUCCAAACAUAUUCUGAUGACAUCUUAUCUUCUGAAACAAAUAUCAAACUUGAUCCCACUGCUGGCCCAAGGCUCAUAACUCGCAGGAAGCAUCCCUCUUACGCACCAGGGUAUAGAAGAGGUGACCUUGAGAUGUCAGCCCUAGACCCUGACUUAGAGAAUGACGAUUUCUUUGUCAGAAAGACUGGGGCUUUCCACGCCAAUCCAUGUGUUCUCCGAGCUUUCGAAGACUUCAGAAGGUUUUCUGAGCGAGAUGAUCCUGUAGAGCGAGAUAUAAUUCUGCAGUGCAGAGAAGGUGAACUCAUACUUCCAGAUCUAGAAAAAGAUGAUAUGAUUGUCCGCCGAAUUCCAGCACAGAAGAAAGAGGUGCCUCUCUCGGGGGCCCCAGAUAGAUACCAACCAAUCCCUUUCCCCGAGCCCUGGACUCUUCCUCCAGAAAUUCAAGCAAAGUUCCUCUGUGUACUUGAAAGGACGUGCCCAGCCAAAGAAAAAAGUAAUAGCUGUAGAGUACUAGUUCCUUCGUAUCGGCAGAAGACAGAUGACAUGUUGACCCGUAAGAUCCAGUACUGGAAGAUGGGAACUUCUGUGCCUCCCAUCAGUUUCAUCCCUGGUCCCUGCAGUGAGGCGGACUUACGGAAGUGGGAGGCCAUCCGGGAGGCCAGCAGGCUUAGGCACAGGAAACGGCUGAUGGUUGAGAGACUCUUUCAAAAGAUUUAUGGUGAGAAUGGGAGUAAGUCCAUGAGCGAUGUCAGCGCUGAGGAUGUUCAGAACUUGCGUCAGCUGCGUUACGAGGAGAUGCAGAAGAUGAAAUCCCAACUAAAAGAGCAAGAUCAGAAAUGGCAGGAUGACCUUGCAAAAUGGAAAGAUCGUCGAAAAAGCUACACUUCAGACUUGCAGAAGAAAAAAGAAGAGAGGGAAGAAAUUGAAAAGCAGGCGCUGGAGAAAUCUGAGAAAAGCUCUAAGACAUUUAAGGAAAUGCUGCAGGACAGGGAAUCCCGAAAUCAGACAUCUACAAUUACAUCGAGGAGUAGAAUAUAUUCUUCUGAUGAUGUAUUGAAUGAAGACAAGCUUCCCCUGACACUAACUAUGUCAGAAGCAAGUCAUCAGGGGGAGAGAGUAGAAGAGAAAGGAACAACUUACCCUGCAGAAAUUCCUAAACAAGAUUCUACAACUGUUGUGAAAAGAGAGGACACUCUACCAGCUGAAAUUCAGCUUCCUUCUAAAAGCCCCACGGAAGAACAACGCCCAGCCUCUUUGUCUUCCCAGCGUUCACUAACUACACAAAUGGAGUCGACUCGAGUUUCAGCUUCUCUCCCCAGAAGUUACCAGAAAACUGAUACAGCUAGGUUGACAUCUGUGGUCACACCGAGACCUUUUGGCUCUCACUCAAGGGGAAUCUCAUCGCUCCCGAGAUCCUACACGAUGGAUGACGUUUGGAAGUAUAAUGGAGACGUAGAAGGCGUUAAGAGAACUCAGUACAGUUCGGUCAGCACCUCUGUGCAGAAGUCUGACCCAAGCCAGCUGGCUUCCAGCUCCUUCAGUGAAAGAGAGGCAGUGACAUCGGGAGAGGGUGUGAUGAGGUUGCCCUCUCCUACACCCUUCUUCUCAUCUCUCUCCCAGGACUGGGCUGCCACUUCUAAUGCCACCUGGUCUUCAGUAUCUGGCCCCACUUCAAUGUCUGAACUUGGAGAAGGGAGAAGCUCACCACAGACAGAGGUGUCACCAUCAAAGGAUCAGUUCAGUGAUAUGAGAAUCAGCAUAAACCAGACGCCUGGGAACGGCCUUGACUUUGGGUUUACAGUAAAAUGGGACAUUUCCGGGAUCUUCAUAGCAUCAGUGGAAGCAGGUAGCCCAGCAGAAUUUAGUCAGCUACAGGUAGAUGAUGAAAUUAUUGCCAUCAACAAUACCAAGUUUUCAUAUAAAGACACAAAAGAGUGGGAAGAAGCCAUGGCUAAUGCUCAAGAAACUGGAAACCUAGUAAUGGAUAUCAGGCGGUAUGGAAAGUCUGGUUCACCUGAAACAAAGUGGAUUGAUGCAACUUCUGGAAUUUACAACUCAGACAGAUCUUCAAAUCUAUCAAUAAUGACUGAUUUCUCAGAAAGCCUUCAGAAUUCUAAUACCGAGUCCAAGGAAAUCAAUGGGAUUCGUGAUGAAAGCAGUACUUUUGAAUUAAAAGCAUCUGAACCUAUUUCUUUGAAAAACUUAAAAAGGCGAUCACAAUUUUUUGAACAAGGAAGCUCAGAUUCUGUGGUUCCUGAUCUUCCAGUUCCAACUAUCAGUGCCCCAAGUCGCUGGGCGUGGGAUCAAGAGGAGGAGCGAAAGCGGCAGGAGAGGUGGCAGAAGGAGCAGGACCGCCUGCUGCAGGAAAAAUACCAACGUGAGCAGGAGAAACUAAGGGAAGAGUGGCACAGAGCUCAGCAGGAGGCUGAGAGAGAGAAUUACAAGUUCUUGAAUGAGGAGCUGAUGGUCCUGAACUCAAACACCAUAGCUCUGACCACACGGGAGCCCACUGUUGCCACCUUGGAAGCCACCUGGGAUGAAGGGUCCAAGUCUUCUGACAGGGAAGGAACCCGAGCAGGAGAAGAGGAGAGGAGACAGUGGCAUGAGGAUGGUAUGAUUGAGGACCAAAGAAAGAAGCUGCAGGAACAACUCACUAUUGAGAAAGAGAGGGAACUGAAGGAGCAACAAUAUCAGGAAGAGCAGGAGGAGAUGCGGCGUCAGGCUGAGGCUGAGGAGCAGAAGCGCUACGCAGAAGAACAGAUGCGCCGCCAGGCAGAGGAGCAGAAGCGCCAGGCAGAGGAGCAGAAGCGCCAGGCCGAGGAGCAGAAGCGUCACACAGAAGAACAGAAGCACCAGGCAGAGAGAGAGAGGGAAACGUCCGUCAGAAUAUACCAGUAUAGAAGGCCUGUUGAUUCCUAUGAUACACUGAAGGGAGAGGAAGAAUCUUCAGGUUUGCUUCCUAGUGACAGGAAUAAAUCCAGAUCCACUACCGAGCUGGAUGAUUUCUCCACAAAUAAAAAUGGAAGCCAUAAAUAUUUAGACCGAGUUGGGAACGGUAGCUCAUCACAGAGGAGCGCCAAGAAGGAACAAGGUCCAUCAGAAGCAGAGUUGGAGAGGCAACAGAUCCUUCAAGAAAUGAGGAAGAGGACAUCCCUUCACACUGACAGCAGCUGGAUCCGUCAGCGCAGUUCCAGCGUCAAUAAAGAGCCCAUUUGUCUGCCUGGGAUUAUGAGAAGAGGCGAAUCUCUAGAUAACCUGGAGUCCCCCAGGUCCAGUUCUUGGAGACAGUCCCCGUGGCUCAGUCAGUCCACGGGGGUCUAUGCUUCUUCCUCUGUCCAAGACUUCAGCCGCCCACCCCCUCAGCUGGUGUCCACGUCCAACCGUGCCUACAUGCGAAACCCGUCCUCCAGCGUACCCCCUCCUGCCGCGGGGCCCGUGAAGACCAGCCCCGCGCCGUCCCCCACUCCCCGCAGCCAUUUCCCUUCAACUUCACCAUCCCAGCCACGCAACAGUGUGUUGCCUGUGAGUGUGACCUCGGAGGCUCUUCCUCAGGAGCCGAAGUCAGAAUCCGAAACAACCAACUGUACUGCAACAACUGCUAUCUCCGACUCAAAUCUGGACGGCCAACCGCCAUGUGAUGUAAGCCUCCAUACGAAAGCACUGUUGCAGAUAGAAGAAGAGUUGGUUGCUGCUGAUGUAGAUCUAUAAAUAUAUGUUGUAUGUCUUUCUCUCUCUCUUUUUUUUAAAGAAUAACACUUUUUUUUUGGCCUCUGUAGAUUACAUCAGAGCAGUAUAGACUUGGUAGAACCUGUAUUUUUGUUGUUGUUUAUUUAUAAGGAGGUAAUUAUGUGUGGGGAGAAGUGCAGUAUUUACUUUCUGAGUUCAGCAUCCUAACAGCCCAAGGGUAAAAAGAACUUCAAAAUAUUUUUGAGGCUGAUAAUGAUCAGUGGUGUUUUGAAGAGGGUUAUUUUUUGUUUUUUUUUAAAGGUUCUAAAACAUUAUUUGAAAUAGUUAAUAUAAAUAUAUAAUUGCAUUUGCUGUUUAUUGUAAUGUAUGCUAAAUUAAUACAGAACCAUAUGGAAAAUGUCACUAAAAUGCACCCCCCAAAUUUGCUUUCUGUAUCCUGCUUUUCAGCUAUAUAUUAUGAUUUGAAAACAAUUAGCUUAUAUGAAAUGUUAUUUGCUUGAUGAGGGGAGCUCUGUUUUCUUUAGAAUUGUCACUAGCCAGUUUUCAAUAGAAAACUGCUGCUUUUCAUUAAUGAAAAAUCAUUAUAGUUUGUAUACCAAAAAUUUUCUCGAGGAAAUAGUGAGCCUUUCUGUCUAACUGUAUUUGUAAAUAAAAUUGCUGAUGCAUUUAA